AUAAUUCAACGUGAUGCUGCGUGCCGGCAAUCAACAUAGUUUGGGUGGAAUUACCUCACGGAGUCAUAACAAAUGGGUUCCAUAUCGUUCGACCGGCAUACAUGAAACACAUUUGAAAUCCAGCGCUUCCGGAAUUUUCGACUCCACAUCCAACCAGAUCAGCGUGCGAUCACUGAAGCCUGCAUUCGUAAAGUCGACCAUAAUCUUCAACACCGGUGCACGGAACACGCCCACCUGCUUUUCCUCGGGAAACCUUCACAAUGUCUUCGUCAGCUGCUCGCAAAACUUCAUCUCGAAAAAUCAUCAUCAUCAUGAACACAAAACUGCACCGCUGAGUUUCGGUCUGGUUUGGCAACGAUCACAUCCGGCAGCAUUGGAAUCAAAAAAGAAAACGGUUUUACCCGAGCCCAUCUUGGCCAUUGAAUCCACAUACAGAUCUUGAAGUCAGCGGGAUAGCUUGGCGGCGGAUUUGCGUUGGCACUUCGUAUCCAAGGAUUACCUUCAA
Armigeres subalbatus is the source of this 505-nucleotide messenger RNA. RefSeq lists its product as uncharacterized. The coding region runs from base 14 to 442 and encodes 142 amino acids. Lineage: Eukaryota; Metazoa; Arthropoda; Insecta; Diptera; Culicidae. The record is from RefSeq and is a predicted model, not a curated record. The transcript is spliced from 2 exons.